This is a messenger RNA of Durusdinium trenchii, 896 nucleotides long. NCBI's taxonomy places the organism in Eukaryota, Dinophyceae, Suessiales, Symbiodiniaceae. The record is from the annotation of a GenBank genome assembly.
AUGACGCCAUCGCCAAGAAUCGUGGGUGCAUCCUGGCAGACACGCGCCUUGGGUACAGUAUGGAGCAGUUGCCAAAAGGGUGCCCAUGCUGCGGGCUUGCUUUCCUGCGAUUCGAGGAUGGGUCUUGGAAAGUCGUUGCAAGCCUUGGCAUUGCUAUGGGCUGUGCUCUCCAACAACCUCUUGCGGAAGGCUGGAUCAGCCAUUAUUGUUUGCCCGUCCUCUCUUUGUGGGAAUUGGCGUGCGGAAGUGAAGAAGUGGUUGGGUGACAAGCGCUUGAAACCAACGGUGAUCGAAAGCGGGAAAGAGAAGAUUCUCAGCCAAAUCCGUGAAUUCCGAGACUUUGCAUCUCGAAGGCUUUUGGUCAUCUCCUAUGAUCAGCUUCGGAGACAUGUCCAGCUCGUGGAUGAUGUUUGCGACCUGUUGAUUUGCGAUGAAGGUCAUCGGUUGAGAUCGCAGGGUACGGCGACCUCCAAAACACUGGGGCAGAUGCGAUGUCGCCGGCGGAUCCUUUUGAGCGGAACGCCUUUGCAGAAUGACUUGGAGGAGCUCUUUCACUGCGGUCGUUUUGUCCGUCCUGAUCUCUUUGCCCCACAAAGCCCUGGCUACAUGGCCCCGAAAGCAGCGGCCUGGGCUGUGCAAUGUGCACGUGAGCCGCUAGCCACACCUGAAGAAAAGGCAUUGGGGCAGCAGGUCACACGUGAGCUUGAGCAGAAGACUUUGCAAUUCUUGCUGCGACGCACGAUGGAGAUGGUGAACUUCAAUUUGCCGCCACGUGUGGAGAUCGUUCUCCGACUUCGCCUGGCUCCAGUACAGGUUGCUGCCUACCAAGCCCUCCUCAAUGACCUGCAUUGUGGACCGCACAGCAUGGCCAAGGCUUUGAAGUGUGGAUGCCAAGG